Messenger RNA from Lutra lutra (Eurasian river otter), 1391 nucleotides. It is a transcript of the gene GP9, whose product is annotated as glycoprotein IX platelet. Gene Ontology annotation, molecular function: protein binding. The transcript is spliced from 3 exons. The record is from RefSeq and is a predicted model, not a curated record. NCBI's taxonomy places the organism in Eukaryota, Metazoa, Chordata, Mammalia, Carnivora, Mustelidae. The coding region runs from base 389 to 922 and encodes 177 amino acids.
CUGUAGGACCCCCUUCUGUAAACAGGGGCUGACCUACCAUUUAGGGCCCAACUCCCUGGGACCCCAAGGGCCCGCUGCCUCCGGAGACAGCCCCCCAGGGCUGCAUGCGGGGGAUAAGCCAGGCUAUUUUCAUCAUUUCCUUCCUCCCACUCCAGCAGCGGCCACCAGCGGCUUUGCAUAGAGCUGUCAUCUCAGCCUCAACCAGGACAAUUCAGGGCGCAGAAAGGAGUGCUGGCUGCAGGCCUACAACUACACUCACCAUCCUGCCUUCUGAGUGUCCUGGGAGGCUCAGCGAGGCCUGGGUUGGGCACACUUCACCUCCUGCCGUCAUUACCACCCCAUUCCACAGAGGAGAAGGCUGAGGCCUGAGAAGGGAGCCAGCCUGCCAAUGCCUGCCUGGGGGGCCCUGUUGCUGCUCUGGGCUGCCGCACAGGCUACCAACGACUGCCCCACCGAGUGUACCUGCCGGGCCCUGGAAACCAUGGGGCUGUGGGUGGACUGUCAGGGACAGGGGCUCACGGCCCUGCCUGCGCUGCCUGUCCACACCCGUCACCUCCUGCUGGCUAAUAACAGCCUGAGCUCUGUGCCCCCUGGCGCCUUCGACCACCUGCCCCAGCUGCAGAUCCUCGACGUGACGCAGAACCCCUGGCACUGUGACUGCAGCCUCACCUACCUGCGUCUCUGGCUGGAGGACCACACACCCGAGGCCUUGCUGCAUGUCCGCUGCGCCAGCCCCGAGCUUGCCACGGCCCGCCCCCUGGGCCAGCUCACGGGCUUUGAGCUGGGGAGCUGCGGCUGGCAGCUCCCAGAGUCCUGGACCUACCCAGGGCUCUGGUGGGAUGUGCUGCUGAUUGUUGUGGCCAUGCUGGGCCUGGCUCUCCUGGCCGGCCUCCUGUGCACUGCUACAGAGAUCUUUGACUGAGGCCAUGUCCCCAGGGUCACCCUGAGUCCCUCCCCAGGCCCCGCCAGGCCUGGGCAUCAGGGCCACCAGUAACUCAAAAUAAACUGGCUGCUCGACCAUUUUAUCCAAGUUCAGAAUUUUGGUUAUUUUUCCUUUCAGCACCCAAGUCUGGCUCUUUCUGGAAAACUGGGUCCAUUUUGUUAUAACCAGAUACCAACUGGGGCUUCUCUGUCCCCCAGUGCGGGGAUUGUCCCAUCUCCUCCACACCAGCUACCCUCCAUCCCAGUCUGUGGACAUCCCGAGCCCUUCCUCCGGGUCCCAGGCUGUCACAGUCCUCACGCUCUCCUCCAUCCUGGCACCUACUUCCUGCAUGGGCCACUCCAGAGGGGCCACGCAAAUGUCACAUCAGCGUUUAGCUCCUCUCUUAAUUCCACAGAAAGUGUGCUCUCCCCCCACCACGGCAGCAAGCAGAGCAGGAGGCACGGAAGAA